GUGUGUCUGUGUGUGUGUGUGAGUGCGGUGAGCUCGUGAUUUGUUUACCUGUCAAAAUAAUAAAUAUAACUUUUGUUUUCGUGGGGCAUAAAAUACGGCCAGUUGUUGCUGUUGCUGUUGGCAUUGGUAGCGGAUUCGAGGAACAAGUCAGCGAAGGACUCUCGACGCCUGUCUGCCGCUUCCUUUCCUUUCCUCGUCCGUUUCUUGGCCAAGUGCAGUGUCAAAAGUCAAGCGAAGGAUAAUGUGCCUGUCCGACAAGAAAAACGCCAGUCAAUUUUUUGUAACCUAUAUCCAAAACCGAAACUAAACUUGGCCCACUUAAAACGAAAAAGAUCUGAGAUGGAUCUGAAAAUGUGUCUCUCUGUAAAAAAACUGUAUUUAUGCAAAAGUAUUGAGUUCGAAAAUGAAACUUUCUUGAAUUAUGAUAUUAAGGCCUGCUUGCAUAAAACUCAAUCAGGAUGUUCCUGAAUCAUCGCCUUCAUGGACCUAUCUUCGCUAGGAUCCUCUUGCUGCGCUGCAGCCUCAUGAAUCAGUAUCAAAAAAGGAUUGUCUGGAGGCAACCCAAUACUGGCCAGACUAUCGGAACAUGCCGCAAGUCGAGCUUUUUGGAACAGGAGUGGGAACCGAAUCGUUUUGGAGAGGAUUACCGCAUCUACCAGCAAAACGUCGACUUGGAUGCCUUCUUCGGCGAAGAGCCGAGAUACGAGAAGGUGUCGGAUGUCUGCCUGCUGAAUGACCACUUCAUCCUGGUUAAAAUGCCGCUCCCAGAUCCUUCUCCGCCUCCUUCCAAGUCCAAGAUUUCGCGAUGCUUCAAAUGUAACCGUGGCAGUCGAGUUUCCCCCAUUCCAGAAGAAACGGAUGAGAAGUCUCCUCCGACGCAAUCCAGCUGCCUGCAACCCUGGUCGACACGAAAUCAAGACGAGAUGGAAAUCUUCGAUUCCAGUACCAGGUUAACAACUACCAAUACUCCAGGCCUGAGUCCACAGCCAGCUUCCGUGAUAGUCGAGCAGCCGCAUCCCACGCUGCAGCUGGAGGCGAUCCAAUCAUUGGCCUCCGGGCAGCUGCAGGUGCCGCUCACAAGUCGAGGACCACUCCACUGGUUCCUAUGGCCCUUUCGCCGGCGCUUGGACACGAGGAGCAAGUCCAAGUCACAGCAAGUUGCCGUUCAUAAAACAUACUUCGUGCGUUGGAGCAAGCCGCCGGAUACACUGUGGCAUGGAUUCGGCGUGGACACGGUGGAGGAGAAGAAGUCAGAACUUCGUCGUUGCCGGUCGGCGGUUUUCUGAACAGCUAACUACUUUGUAUAUAUUUCAUAGUAUCUUAAGGGUCCAUUAUUUGAAGAAAACUAAGGGUUUCAAUAAAGAUCUUAAAAUACUUAAUUUA
Messenger RNA from Drosophila sechellia, 1383 nucleotides. RefSeq lists its product as uncharacterized. Lineage: Eukaryota; Metazoa; Arthropoda; Insecta; Diptera; Drosophilidae. The transcript has 2 exons. The coding region runs from base 459 to 1286 and encodes 275 amino acids. The record is from RefSeq and is a predicted model, not a curated record.